This is a messenger RNA of Caenorhabditis auriculariae, 2047 nucleotides long. Lineage: Eukaryota; Metazoa; Nematoda; Chromadorea; Rhabditida; Rhabditidae. The record is from the annotation of a GenBank genome assembly.
AUGACAGACGCCUCGAGAAAUGCGGGCCGAUUGGGUUCAAACACGUCGAUGAACAACGGCGGCCCCCUGAAAGUCUGUGCGAACUUCCCUUUGAUUUGACCUGAGCGAUAUCGCAGAACAGAUGCUUCCUUCUGGAGAUCGACGACAAUCGCGUCCAGGAGAGAAUCAGCACGGCGAUACGACGUCAGGGAGGCUCCGUCGUCUAUACGAUCCACGAAUCGACAACUCCUGCCGUGCGUUUCAAAGACUCUAGAACUAAAUAAUGCUUAAAUGAAAAAGCUUUUUUCGAAUGAUUUUUUUUCAGGUCGUGGUCUCCGAUCAUUCUUUGGCUUUCAGAAUCGAACGGAAGCAAGUGGAUGUUUCGAAUCCUACCGCAAAUGUUUGUCAUGAAAACUUUUUGUAUAUUUUUGAAAAUAUCAAGAAAUAUUUCGGCCCGAGAGGUCGAUAAUUUUUUUGAAAUGAGGAGGAAAAAAAUUUGGUAGCCGACAGUUUGAUAGUGCUGUGCAAAAAAAUUUCUUUUUCUUUGAGGUUGAGAAACGUUUUUGAGCUCAUGAGUAGCUUUCGAAGCUCGAUUUUCGAGCCAAGGUGAAAAUUGCUUUUUUUCAUUACAUACACAUAAUUUUUUUCAAUAGCUUAUUUCAUAUAUUUUCUCUUCGCUCAAUUAUUCCCAGCUUCAAAAAUUUUUUUUUCAGUUUCUCAGAGUUUUGCCGGCUCUACUUCGAGAAGCUGUCAAGCGCGGGAUCAAGGUAUAUAUAUUUUUCGAUAUUUAUGAACCAAAUAUUUCAAGGUCAGGACGGCAGAAACAUUUAUGAAACAACUGGAGAAUCUCAAAACGCGAACACAGCGAAGUUCCUCCACGUCCAACUCUAUCCAGCGACAGUUUCCCUCGGUAAAAAAUCAUUUUUGUCCGAAAUUCGGUUUCAGCUAUGAUAUUUCAGAGCCGCAAGUCUUUGGUCGAUCUAACUUCUUCUUUUUCUUCUGCAAAUGACACGCCCUGCUUCAUUAGGAUUGACCCGCCGCGACGAAGACCAGAAAUCAAAGUUUUUCGGAAUCUCUUGUUAUUUAUCACUUACUUGCUUUUUGCAGUUUUUCAAUGGAAUGGGAAGACUUCAUUGUGGUUAUGACGCCGGUUACAGUGUUCUGAGGAAAGCUGACGACUCUUUAGUGAAUAAACGGUUAGAAAUAUCAUCUUUCUUGUCAUUUUGAAGAUUUAAUUUAGGAAAACGAGAUUAUCAGGAUUUUUCUAAAUGGUCGGUACGUGGCUCGAAGAAAAAAACGUUAAAAAAAUUGUCAGUUUUUUUCCCUUUUUGAAAGUUCCAAUAGUGAUGGUUGCCAGAGACUGUCAGGCUUUUUGUAAAGUAUAGAACGUAAAAAAAUAUCUUUUUUUCUUAACUUUAUUUAAUCGGGAAAUGAACGGAAUUAUUUGCAAAAGUGAAAGUUCGGCUUUUAUUUCCCAAAAGUUUUUUUGACUUGGUUUCUACGAUAAUUAAAAAAAUGUUGACAGAAGGUUAAAUCUCAAGCUAAACGCAAAAAUUAUAAUUGAAAAGAAACGCUUAACUUCCUAUUGAAGGACGAAGAAGACACUACAUGCACCUACUGCAAUGUAAACAUCGUGGAUAUCGUGGAACACGAAAAGUCGGACGCGCAUCGGAAAAAGUUGUAUCGUCUAGGAAUCAUGCAGCAGUUCGAGCGCGUCGUCAUGUCUACACGAUUAGAGGUUUUUUCUUCGAAUCCUGAAUAUAACACGAUGAAUUAUUCGUUUUAGAUAGAACAAAGCGCCCGACAUCGUCCCAAAACCACGACUGAGACGAGUUCUGAAGCGUUGGCGGCCUACGAAUACGGCGAGAACCAACUUCGGCUGGACCCUCAGAAGCUGAGUCAAGCGAGGUCGGAACCUCGACCUUACUCUUCUCCGGUUGUGCCAAAAACCGAAAACGACAGCGCCUAUGAAAGUGCUCCUCCUUGUUCGUCCUACGCCUCGCUCUCGUCUACUGAACUUGAUUUACUCGAUUUCAUAGGCCAAAAGCCUUUCAAAUCGUCUAAAUGA